AUGUCACCAGUAUGUUUGGACAGUCUUCCAACCGAAAUCUUCUACCUUAUUUUUCAAUAUCUUAAUAAAGAACAUGUCGCUUAUGCGUUCUUUGGCUUAAACAGUAACUUCACAUCAAAAGUUAGGUAUUUUAUCGGAAACGAAUUGAAUUUGGCCAAAAUUGAAGAUGAACAAAUCUUUCGUUUUUGUUUAAAUACAAUUUUACCAUCAAUUGGGUAUCAUCUUCGACAUUUAUCGAUUGGCUCUCCACAUUCAUUAUCUACCUAUCUUCCAUACAUUCAAAAUUUUUGUCCAAAUCUGAAUGUUCUUAAUAUUCAUUGUCAAACACAACAUGACGACAUUCGUCGUUAUGCAGCUUAUUUGAUUCACUCGCAACUGAUGUUUUUCAUUUUAAUGUACAGGAAUCAAAUUGUUGGAGAAGAAAUAAGUAUGUGUUUGAUUGACCAACACGACGAUAAAAUCAAUCAGGCCAUGCCGUUAUCGCACUCACUUAUUUUGAAUUUACCAUCCUGGAAUGAUCUCAUUCUGUUGAAGCGCUUUUCUGAAAGCAGUUUCUUGUUCGAUGGUUUAUAUAUGAUCGAAUGUGUUGCAACCGGUCAUUGGCUUACGGAUGGCAAAGAUGAUCUAUGUGUGAUGUCGAAACGACUUCAUCGUGAUAGUAUUUUUUCCAUCAAACACGCUGAUGUCGAUCAAUGUUCUCGAGAAUAUGAAGUGUACAACGAAGGUACUCAACGUCGACUAACAGUUUUGAUACCAUAUGAAGAAGAAGAGGAACGUUGGUCAUCAUCAUCAAUUCUUUCUACGCAUCGAAAAGAAUCUUCACGUUCGUGUUCAAGUUUCACAUUCGAAAAACUCGCAAACGAUGACAUCUUCUAUAUUCGACCAUGUUAUUCAUAUGCUAAACGAUUGCAGGUCUAUGGGAAGCGAAUUAUCGUCUCACGUUGUGAUAACGAAAAUGUAACAAAUCAUUACUUUAAACUCCAUCGUGUUUCAUAG
Adineta ricciae is the source of this 996-nucleotide messenger RNA. The record is from the annotation of a GenBank genome assembly. Lineage: Eukaryota; Metazoa; Rotifera; Eurotatoria; Adinetida; Adinetidae.